AUGUUACGAGUCAUUUUAACCUUUUGGCAUCGGAGGAUGUUUGUUUUCACUAUUUUACAAAUAUUGUUCGUCUCCCUGGUUGGGUCGGAGGGAAAUACUAUGACAUACGAAACCAAUGAGGAGGAUGGGCCGGGCACAGUCAUCGGGAACCUGGCCAAGGACAUGUCCUUGAGUCUGGCUUUUAGCUCUAAGACCAAUUUCAGGAUGAUGAAACAAUUCAACAAUUCUUUUAUCCGGGUAAGAGAAAACGAUGGGGAGCUUACUGUCGGGGAGCGAAUAGACCGAGAAAUUAUCUGCAGGCAUACUUUAAAGUGUCUUAUCACUUUUGAUGUGGUCAGUUUUUCAAAAGAACGUUACAAAUUGAUCCAUGUUGAAGUGGAAGUGAAGGAUAUUAAUGAUAACUCUCCAGAGUUUGAAAACAAGGAAUCUACAGUGGAGAUCUUCGAAAACGCAGCGGUAGGGUCCCGUAUUCCUUUAGACCCUGCCGAGGACGCGGAUGUGGGAUCAAACUAUAUACAAAGCUAUCAAAUAUCUGUCAACAGUCAUUUUUCCAUUGAUGUGCUUCUAAGAGCGGAUGGGGUUAAAUAUGCGGAGUUGGUGCUAAUGAAAGAGCUAGACAGAGAGACUCAGUCAUUUUACAUGGUCGAGCUUGUUGCCACGGAUGGAGGGAACCCAAUUAAGUCUGGAUCCACAAAGAUAACUAUCAAAGUGACUGACUUUAAUGACAACAGUCCCGUUUUCGACCAGAAUAAUUUCUCGGUCAGUUUGUCCGAGGAUGCCCCGAUUGGGUUUGUGUUAUUGGACUUACACGCCGUUGAUCCUGAUGAUGGUCUAAAUGGAGAAGUCACCUAUGGAUUUGGAAAACAGGUUUCGUAUGAGAUUCGAGAACUUUUUGAAGUGGAUAAUAAAUCUGGUCGCUUGAUACUUAAGAGCCCAGUCGAUUAUGAAAGCAAGAAAACAUACGAGUUAGAUGUGCAAGCAACUGAUCUUGGACCUAACCCGACCCCCUCCGUCUGUAAAAUCAUUAUUCAUGUCAAAGACGUUAAUGACAAUGCCCCAGAAAUCAGUAUUACCCCAAUGACCUCCAUCACAACAGGCAUUGCAUUCAUCAGUGAGGCAGCAGACAAGGACAGUCUAGUGGCGCUGAUCAGCACCUUGGACAGGGACUCGGGCGUCAACAGUCAGGUUCACUGUACCUUGUAUGGCCACGACCAUUUCAAACUCCAGCAGGCUUACGAGGACAGCUACAUGAUUGUAACAGCUGCAGCUCUGGACAGAGAGAAAAUAAGCGAGUACAAUUUAACAGUGAUGGCUGAGGAUUUUGGGUCACCCCCGCUGAGAAAAAUAACACAAUACACUAUUAGGUUGAGCGAUGAGAAUGACAAUGCCCCUCGUUUUAGUAAACCCGUCUACGAAGUUUCUGUUCCAGAGAACAAUGCACCAGGUGCAUAUAUAACCACAGUAGAGGCGAGGGACGCGGACCUGGGCAACAAUGGCAAAAUUACCUACAGGCUUUUAGACAGUGUUAUAAUGGGAUCUCCCAUUAACACAUUUGUGUCACUCAACGCAAUGUCUGGGUCAAUAUAUGCACUGCGAAGUUUCAACUAUGAAGUCAUGAAACAACUGGAUUUGCACAUCCAAGCAAGUGAUGGAGGGUCACCUCAGCUUCAGGGCAGCGCAGUCAUCAAGCUGAAAAUAGUGGAUCAGAAUGACAACCCACCGUUUAUCACGGAACCGGUCCUUAACAAAGGCUCUGCUGAGGUUUUCCUGCCCAAAGAUUCACCUGCAGGUUAUGUUGUAACCCAGAUAAAGGCCACAGAUGCUGAUGAAGGCACAAACGCACAGCUCUCCUUCAAAAUCAUUGAGGGCGGACACCUGGGGUUCUCCAUCAACAAAGCCACGGGGAAGAUGUACGUGAGCCGUGAGCUGGCCUACGACAUCACGGCCAGUCUGAAAGUCGUGGCCGCCGUCAGUGACAGUGGAACGCCUGCUUUGUCCUCCACGGCAACCAUCCAUUUCACUCUCAUCGAAGGGACUCCCUCCAGUGUGCUCUCCGAGGUUCCCAAUGAGACAGAGGAGCUGUUUGAGUGGGACUUGUCCAUAGCCAUUAUCAUCGUCCUGGCAGGGAGCUGCUCUCUGCUUCUCCUCGCCAUCAUCCUCAUCACAACCACUUGUAGUCGACGCAAAAGAGACAAGAGAGAGGGAGGCUACGAGGACAAAGAAGAAGUGCCAAACGUGGAGAAGGGGGACAACAGCCCUAUUAAUUCAUUGAUCACCAGCCACAAUAGCAAUGUGUUUGACGUUCAGUCGUUCCCAGAAAAACCCCCGCUGGCCAAUGCCAACACAAUGAAGAAAGGCUCUGAGGAGGGGAAACAAACAGCCAGCAUCUUUGAGCCUAACAAUAGGCGAAUGGAUGGUAAAUUGGAGGGUUAUUCCACACUACCAGGAUAUGGGAAAGAGACAAUCAGACCCAUAACAAUAUGGAAGGGCAAUUCAUUUACAACAAUCUGUGCAAGAGACCCUCAGUUCAGUGGCAAGGACAGUGGGAAAGGAGACAGUGACUUCAAUGAUAGUGAUUCUGACAUAAGUGGAGAUGGCCACAAAAAAGACUCUCCACCAAUCAACAGUCUUUGGGCUUGCACUAAUGAGUGUAAGAUCCUGGGUCACUCUGACCGUUGCUGGAGUCCCUCUGCCACCAGACCCAACACAAGCCUCACCCAUGGACUCCACCUCUCCACCUUCUCUAAGACAGCCUCACUGCCCAGGGACAGUCGCAGAGAAAACUACUAUCCAGCACACCUACCCAAAACAAAUGGUCUACAAAGCGUUUAUGAAAAAGUACAAAAUCAAGAGUUUGAUUAUAUUCUUGUUGGCCCACCAACACCAGCCAGAAUCCCAGAGACUGAUGAGCUUUCCAUUUCAGAGUAUUCACACUCUUAAACCUUUUUGAGAAUAAACAGUAACGUGUUAAACACACUACGCAUCUUAUAUACUGUACAGAUUGAUUUGUUUCAAUGUUAGAGUGUUUUGUAUCUAGACUACUGUAUGACUGUUUAUUGUAUUAUGUGUAAUAUGCAAGAUUUUGUACAUUCAGAAUAUAUUUUUCAUAACGAUUCGUGUAAUCAACAGUUUUAUGAUACAUUUUGAUGAGCAUGUGUUACUAUUUAAGAGGCAUG
Hypomesus transpacificus is the source of this 3176-nucleotide messenger RNA. It is a transcript of the gene pcdh8.2, whose product is annotated as protocadherin-8. Lineage: Eukaryota; Metazoa; Chordata; Actinopteri; Osmeriformes; Osmeridae. The record is from RefSeq and is a predicted model, not a curated record. Gene Ontology annotation, biological process: homophilic cell-cell adhesion. The transcript has 3 exons. Gene Ontology annotation, cellular component: plasma membrane. The coding region runs from base 1 to 2940 and encodes 979 amino acids. Gene Ontology annotation, molecular function: calcium ion binding.